Messenger RNA from Exophiala xenobiotica, 627 nucleotides. RefSeq lists its product as uncharacterized. The coding region runs from base 1 to 627 and encodes 208 amino acids. Lineage: Eukaryota; Fungi; Ascomycota; Eurotiomycetes; Chaetothyriales; Herpotrichiellaceae. The transcript has a single exon. The record is from RefSeq and is a predicted model, not a curated record.
AUGCAAUUCAAGAACGCUGUCCUCGCCUCUCUCCCAGCCCUGGCUCUAGCUGCACCCACCGGCUCUUCAGGCCAGAACCCAGAUGCCCCCGCCACCUUCCCGGCACCAGCCUAUGGCUUGAUCGUUGGUACUGACGUCCAACCAUUCCACUUCGAGUCCUUCAACGCCAACAGCGGCAAAUUCUGGCUCAACUUGCCACAAACUGCCUCUUCUUGCCCCUUCACUGGCACUGCUCAAGCAAGCAACUGCCCGCCGGGCAAUGACACCGCCUUCGUCGGCAAUGGUGCUCUGGCCGUUGCAGUUCCCGGAGGCCAACAAGUCUACGUAGCCGAGAGUGGCGCGCUCAUGUUCACUCAAGCUCACUCCGCUGUCAUUCCCAACGGCGCAGUCACCGAUCCUUUCAUCUACUCCCUGGAGCAGGGAGCCCAAUACGGAUCGGUCAGCACCAACGCUUUCGGCGCGGACGGUUUCAUGGCCUGCCCUACCGCCGGCAGCAUUGCUUACCAGGUCUUCGCCAACAUCGACUGUGCGGAAGUUCCAUUGGGCAAUGUUGACGACUGUGUCCCAGUGGUGCCGCUUGCUGUUCCCUACACUCAGGGCCAAGCUGCUGCCUGGCAGUACAACUAA